GCUUGCGACAGCAUUUGUUGUCUGUACAUUAUUCACUGGUCACGGUUGACGAUUCUUUCCAUGCUGAGCUCAGGUACGCACGUACUUUGUGGACGCCGUCUGCUCCACAUUCCAUAGUCCACAUCCAGUUCAGGUGUUUUGGAGCUUGCGUCAUCUGAUGAAGUGGACGCAUUUAAAUCUGAAUAUUGCCAGGUGAGCUGCAGGAGUCGAAGAGCCUUGUAAACCAAAUUGAUGACAUCUGAACUGCUGAAUUAUUUCAAAGUAAUGACAAAUGAAAGUCAAUGUUUAAAGCAAUCUGUUGUGCCCAAAGAUGAAGAUUUUGCAAAAAGAAGAAGUACUGAUUGCAGAGAGAGUUCUGCUGAAAUACUUACCCAGGAGUUUUCAGGUCUAUGGAUUCUUAUAUGCUUUCAAUCGAAACAAACCAAGUAAUGUACAGUUUGUCGUUGAUCAGUGGCCAGAUUUUCAGGCCAUCAUGUCUCGUCCUGACCGAGAGCAAGCAUUUACGUUUGUGCCAGACACGAAAAUUUACUGCACGGACGAGCAGGUUUUGAAAAAAAUGCUAACGGAGGAAGAUAUAAUGGACUGGAGCACUUAUAUUCCGGGAGUGUGUAAUGUUUCUUUCACGUCCAUGCUCAAAGAAGUUUCAACCAACAGACAAGUCAGCUACAGACGCUUGUCAGCGACACAUUCUAUGUAUUUACCAGACAGUACCUUUCUGCUUAAACCAACUUUUGGCAGUGAGGUUGAAUCCAAGAUUUCAUCUCUCAAUCAUUCCCAUGUUGACCUGGUGAAUCGAACCUGGAAGUAUGGCGGGGAUGAACGUGGAUACAACUAUAUUACGUUUCUCAUCAGCAACUUCCCAUCAUACUGCAUCACUGAUGAUCAGGGUCAGCCAGUAUCCUGGAUUCUGGUGUAUGACUACUUGGCAAUCGGGGUUUUGUAUACGCUGCCCAAGUACAGACGAAAAGGCUAUGCCACAGUGUUGGUCCAUGCCAUGGCCCGCAGACUCUUUGCUGACGGCUACCCAGUGUUCUGCCAAAUUGAUGAGGAGAAUGUUCAAUCCAAAAAUCUUUUCAAAAACUUGGGAUUUACUGAGGAUCCGUCAUAUAGAGAUGUAUGGUUUGAGUACAACAUCUAAAAUGUUUGUCCUGUAUAGAAGCUAACACACGCAACUUACACAAUAAUCAGAUAGAUCACUUUUCAGCGGUUUCCUGAAUUGUUGUGAACUUUGUGUUGAUAUAAUAAAUUGUCAUGGCCAAUCCAGAAGGACAUUUAGGUCCUGAUUUAUAAGACAAAAAUGCAAAUAUAAUUACUUAACACAUGCAAUGUAAAUUAAUCAACAGUCAUCACCAUUUUGCGAGCACUAUUUUGCGUUUUAUUCAGCACGUGUCAGAAAGACGUGUACACUGACAGUUCCACACAUGGCUGCAGGAUCAGUGCUUGCGCUGCACAGACAGACGAUGGACAGACGAGAAUCCUACGUGUGUGCGUCUACAUAAUUGGAUGGUCAGAAAUAAAUAAAUACAUUUUGACAAAUCGUCUUUUCAGCAUCAACAUUUUAUUAUUUUGUAGCUGCUAGAGGACUUAAAAGGUUGAUUAAACUUAUUUUUAAUUGAUGCAUUUUGGUGUCCUCUAGUACAAACCCCGUUUCCAUUUGAGUUGGGAAAUUGUGUUAGAUGUAAAUAUAAACGGAAUACUGUCAUGACUUGGUCCUGUGGGUUUGUUUUUUCAGAAGGCAACGGAAAGUUGGCACGGGCAAGACGUGAAUUUAAAUACAUUUUUAAUUCAAACUCAAAAAAAGUACAAACAAAAGGCGCUCACAGCAGAGGUAAAAAACUUGACUAUGAAAACAAAAGACAUGCACAAAGGCAAAAAACUAUGAACAAUAACAAAAACUUACUUGGCAAUGGCAUGAAGAAUAAACUAUAAUAAACAUUAAUCUCGUGGGUAGCAGUAGCAUGGAUGAAAUAAUAGAGGAUGUCACCAGGACGAACAACAGAAACAGACAGGCUUAAAUAGUGACAUGAUCAGUGAAAACAGGUGCGUGACUCUAAACGUGAAACAGGUGCGUGACAUGACAGGUGAAAACUAAUGGGUUACUAUGGUGACAACACAAACAAAAGUGCACAAGGAGUCCAAAAACAAAACCGAACAUGACUAAAACAAAACAUGAUCACACAGACAUGACAAAUACAAUGAUUUGCAAAUCAUUUUCAACCCAUAUUCAGUUGAAUAUGCUACAAAGACAGCAUAUUUGAUGUUCAAACUGAUAAAAAAAAAAAAAAUUUUGCAAAUAAUCAUUAACUUUAGAAUUUGAUGCCAGCAACACGUGACAAAGACGUUGGGAAAGGUGGCAACAAAUACUGAUAAAGUUGAGGAAUGCUCAUCAAACACUUAUUUGGAACAUCCCACAGGUGAACAGGCA
Messenger RNA from Entelurus aequoreus (snake pipefish), 2425 nucleotides. Its product is annotated as glycine N-acyltransferase-like protein 3. The coding region runs from base 311 to 1138 and encodes 275 amino acids. Gene Ontology annotation, molecular function: glycine N-acyltransferase activity. Lineage: Eukaryota; Metazoa; Chordata; Actinopteri; Syngnathiformes; Syngnathidae. The record is from RefSeq and is a predicted model, not a curated record. Gene Ontology annotation, cellular component: mitochondrion. The transcript is spliced from 7 exons.